CCUCUAGAGAAGGUUGACAAAGACCCCAGUCUAGGUAACAAAACCUUGUGCAUCUCUCGGCCAGUUAAGGACGGAGGUCAGAUUGGCUAUGCGAUCCCUUUGGAGAUGAGGAGUUUGACGUUGGUACAGAUGCUGACCAGCUGUUUCAAGGACAUUGGCUGGAUGGCAGAGAGCACCAAGGUGCAUGGAGAUGUUGGGCUUAUGGUCAUGGACACGUUCCCCCACAUGCCUUACUUCUGGGCCAUGAACCUGACUCCGGAGACCUAUGUGAAGAUGUGCCAGCUGUUCAACACGCUCUCUGUGGUCACCCAGGAGCAGCCAUUCCUCAAGGAAGAAGAGGUACAGAGGGGCCGACGCUGCAUGGCGGAAUUCCCAGGAGAGGCUGGGGAAUGGAAUAGGUGUUGGAUCGUGGAUGUCGUGGAGAGUCGGGUCAUUCUGUUUUACGUGGAUUCAGGGAGUACAGCCUGUGUCCCAGCACCAUCUGUGAAAUCUUUGGAUAAAGAUGAGUUCUGGGCCAUCCCGCCUCUCAUUCAGCCCUUUGUCCUACAGCAAG
Rhincodon typus (whale shark) is the source of this 553-nucleotide messenger RNA. RefSeq names its product tudor domain-containing protein 10. The record is from RefSeq and is a predicted model, not a curated record. The annotation marks the transcript as partial. The transcript is spliced from 5 exons. Lineage: Eukaryota; Metazoa; Chordata; Chondrichthyes; Orectolobiformes; Rhincodontidae.